Cinara cedri is the source of this 4273-nucleotide messenger RNA. The record is from the annotation of a GenBank genome assembly. Lineage: Eukaryota; Metazoa; Arthropoda; Insecta; Hemiptera; Aphididae.
AUGACAAAUGCAUAUGAUGACCAAAAAUCUUAUGUUCUUUCCCAGGAUCUUCUAAUAUAUAUAUCGCAUUUGGAGGAAGCAUAUAAUGAAAUCGAACAAUCUGACGAGAAAACCAUUAUUCUGGUAUGUAUAAUAGGUAUUCUAUGACCAAAGUUUUGUAGUUUUACCAAUACAUUAAUAAUACAAAUUAUUUAUUUUAUACUUAAUUAAUGACAAUGGUAAAAAAAAAAAAAAAACAGUUUUUUGUUCAAAGUCUUGUGAAUGAAAAAUAAAUUAAUAGAUACUGCUCAAGGGUAGAACACAGUUGUGUCCUACCCUGUGUGGGUAGUAGGUAGUUUAGAAAAUAUAUUAUUAUAAUACAGGGCAAUUCAGUUUGUAUACUGUGUGUAAAUACCAAUGAUAAAUCAUUUCAAAUGAUGAAACAAAUUUGAGCGGAGUAUUAUUAUUUGUAUUUUUUCUUUUCAUUACUAAUAAGGUAACCCAGGAUACUAGUAAUGGAUGCCACUGUUGUAGUUGAGAAAUUGGAAGCCAGAAUUAUUGUAGAGUAAUUUAAUUUAUAAACCAAUACUAACAAAAAACAGUUAUGAGCAGAAUACUAUUAGUCAUAUUUUAUUUAACAUAGAAUUUUAUAUUUUUAACUCAGAAAUCAACAAAAAUUAUAGGUACUAAAAUGUUGAGUAAAGUCUCUUGUUAAUUUUUGAGUGGAGCAAAGAUUUUUUUUAACUAUACAAUUAUUGCAUACAGAAACAAAUUUGUACACAGUAAAACCAAUUAAUUUGAUAACUAAAACCAAUUUGUUUGGAAACUAAACAUAAUAAAACCAAAACAAACCUCCCUUCAUUCAGAUUCUAAUAAAGGUGACUUGUUAACAAUUUUUAUAAAUGUUUCAAAUAAACUAUUAUCAAGCAGAAAUUCAGAAUCUUGAGGUAGUUUUGUGAACAAAUGGAAACAUUUACCUGACUAAAAUGUAUUUUCAAAAAGCAAUUUUUUGAAAAAAGAUCAAGAUAAAUUACUAUCAACUAUAAAAUCAAAAAUUCUCAUAUUUUGAGUCACAGCUAUGCCAUGAAAUAAUUGGAGUAUUUUCAUUAACCAAGAAUAUUAAAAAAAAAAAAAAAAAAAAUUAAACAAUCAUUGUUAAACUAAUCUAAUCUAGGUGUUUAAUUUGUUAUAGUCAGAAACUAAUGCAUUUUACAGAGUACUUUCACCAGGAUCAUGUGUGACAGCAUUUAAGUAUUCGACUACAUUAUUAUUUUAUACAGGAAUGGUUACUUUUAAUCCUGGAAGAAACUAACGAAGACAUAGCCAUGGCUCGUAUCCGGAACAUGAUGCUUAGCCAGUUGUUGAUGGAUAUCGAAUACGAUAAACUUAGAUAUCCGUUUAAUGAGAGGCCAUCUCUGCGAGCAUUCGCUGAGCUCGCCGAUAAUCUUAGGACUGUGUUGAAUAUAGAUGCGUCCUUGGACAAGGAAAACGAACAGCGUGGAAAUGUAUUACAAUCGCGUAUUUAUUUAAUUACUAGAUUUACCUAACUAAUCAUAUUUAUUGGGUUUUGUGUAGUUAAAUUAUCUAUAUAUUUCAAACAUAUAGGUAACCCUAACCUAACCUACUUAGUACCCAGGAUGAAAAUCCUUUUCCCCUUCUUCCCCAUCGAGGAAUCGGUACGAUUAAAAUGUACACACCUCCUUAGGACUCAAAAUCACGUUAAUUUUAGUUGUUUUUGGUGGACACCGAGCCCGUGGACCGCGCAUUGGACCUUGGCGAUUUUCAUUAUGCGUCCACCGAUAAUCGACUCUACGUGGCCAUCCGCAACUUACCCCACGAGGUCGGUGCGUUCGGUUAUGUGGCGGUUUCAAUCGGUGAAGUGGACGAUACACAAUGGCUAAAUUCAAAAGGUGAACCAAUAGAGACUCUAAUUCCGACGGAUUUACCAGUGAAACAAAUUGCGUGUCGCUUUCAAGCGCCGGUGGUCCCCACACAGUGCGACGUUAAAAAGGUGUGGUACGCUUUGAAGCACAGAAGGCCGUUGACUUUGAGAAACUACUCUUACGAGUUUUACAAAAUGUUAUACGAAAACGUUCAACAAGAAAUGCUGGCCGAAAGAAAUAAAAUAAAAUGUACUCAUCCGUAUAUCAAUAAGUUACUUAAAUUUUUGGAGGUACAGUUUUAUAAUUAAUAUGAUAGGUAAUUAAAUUUAAGAAUUCAAAAUUUAAAAAUUACAUAACACUUAAAUUUUAUAUUAUGGAUAGAUAGGCGCCGUUAAAAAGUACCUAAUAAUUAAUUUAAAUACCUAAUUAUAAUAUUUAGAUUGACAUGAAGGCUAUUGGAAUACAUGAUGCCAAAAUGUUUUGUAGACUCAAAUUGCUCUCAAUUUUGAAGAAGCAAAUUAAAUAUUUAAUCAGUGAAGUAAAAAUAUAAUAUUACCUAUAAUAAUACUCGAUAACUGACUAUAAUUUUGUAAAACGCUACGAUUUUUAAACUUUAUUAUCUAUUUCAGAUAGAAAACAGAUUUGAAACAUUAGAAACUGCUAGAUUGAUCGCAACAAUUUCUCCAAUUGUUUCAUUACCACCAAAAAACUGUUACAAUUUUGUCACAUCCACCCUUUGGAAUGAAAUAUCUCAACAACGGCCGGGUACCAAGUAUAUGGAUAUACUUGCCUAUGAAUAUCCUCAAUAUUUUUUCCCGAAGUAAGUACCCACAUCAAUUGUUAUUAUGUAACUAUUUUUGUACUAUUACCUUACCCAGGUAAAUUUAGAUCAUUCUAAAAUAAAAAAAAAUAUUUAUUAAUUUUGAAUUAGCAAUGGUUUAUCGUUGCUGGUUUUGUUAGUUUUAAUUUAUGUUUCACAUUUGUGUCUAAACAUUCAGACUUCCAAAAUGGUCAGCUAUUGUGAAAUUUGAUGCUUGUAUUACAAAUUAUAAACGUAACCUGUAAAUGGCUGCAUCCGAGUUGGGUUCCGGACCCUAACAGUUUUGAUAAGUAGCACACACACUAGUUAGGUCCCAAUGAAUUUUGUAUAUUAUACUGGUUGGAUCCUGACAUUCAGUUGGUAAUAUACUAGAUGGGCCCAAAUGUUUAAUAGCAACACAAACCAUUUUCCUUCUUAUUUUUAUAGACUUAGGACUUAGUGAUUUUUUCUGUAAUUUUAUUCUUCGUUUAAUUCUUUAUACAUUUUUCUUUUUGUAAAUUAAAAUUUUAUUAAGUUUUUUCUGAACUUCUCAUUUUAAUGUAAUUAUCUAUUCGGGUAGUUUUUAAAAUUUCUAUUAACUGUUAGAUAUUAGGAUAGAUAUAUUGUGUUUUAUUUUUCUAAACUUAGAAACUACCUAUUAAAUUAUCAAUAUUAAUAUUACGAUACUAUACGACUAGUAAACUACCCGCAUAAAACCCAGGACUCAACUAGUAAACUACAGUUAGUAAACCCAGGACUCAACUCAGAUGCGCUGAGAUGUAAAUUUGUAUACCUAUAUAGAUGGAGAAACAAUUAUAUUGAUUACUUAUUAAAAUACUGCUUUAUAUAUUUUAAUAACCUACCUAGGUGUCAUUUUAAUGAUAAAAUACAGAUAACAAAUACUUAUUUCCUUUCCAAAAAUAUGAUCAAUUAAAAUAAAUUAUUGUUAGAUUAAUUUAUUAAAUUAAAUGUAUAUUACCUAAUUAAUAUUAUAUAUGUAUGUAUGUUUUUAAAGAUAUUUUUCAGUUUUGGCACACCAAAAGAAACUAAUACUAACUAAUAUUUCUAAUAAAUAUUGUAAAAUAUUGGAUGAAAUGUUUGUUGACUUGGCAAAAUCUAUUAUGUGGAACAUGAAUAAAUAUAAAGAUGCAAAAUGGGAAUGGCACUUGGCUCAUGAAAUUAACGAUGCAUACAUUAAAGAAAAAUCAUUUAAAGAUAGCUUGUGUGAAAUUGAGAAUUCCACUGAUGAAACAACAGAAUCAUUUUUAGCGGUUAUUUUCAAUGAGAUGGAAAUGGCUCAAGAUAAAUUAAAAGUAACAUUAAAAUAUUCAUACAAGUUGAUAUUAUUUAAUAUUGAAAAAAAAAAAAUAAAUAAUAAUGUGUUAACUAUUUACAGUCCAUAGUAAAAAAAAACGAUCAAUUGACAGAACAAUUGAAGAAAAAUAAACUUGAAAUACAAAAAAGAGAACAAAUGCACAAAGUAAUAGUGUGUGAGUAUGAAGAAAAAAUGGAUAAAUUAAAAAAGGAAACCAAUAAUGAAAAACUUGAUAUAGUAAAAAGAGAAAACACUAUUACAGAGCUUCGAAGGAGAAUAAAAGAUCUAGAAAAAUAA